AUGGCAAACUUCUUUAGCAUUUUCACAAUCACAAAUUUGCUUAUUCUGUCUCUCGCCCUCAAUCUAAGCUUGGUGAUGAGGGUGUAUCUCAAUAGUGAGAAACAUGGCCAACCAAAAGUUGUGGACGUUGAAGGUCCCGCAACCCAGAGGACACUCCUCUCUGUUUCUUCUUCAUCUGGUGAAGAAGAUAUAGAUAAGGUCAUCAACCUCAACCAUGGUGACCCAACAAUGUAUGAGAAGUACUGGAUGAUGAUGGGCGACAAAACCACAGUGGUGAUUCCGGGGUGGCACUCGAUGAGCUACUUCUCGGAUGUGAAAAACCUCUGUUGGUUUUUGGAGCCCCAACUGGCCAUGCAGAUUAUAAAACUACACAAAGCUGUGGGGAAUGCCGUCACUGAAGGGCGUCAUAUUGUGAUUGGGACAGGCUCGUCUCAGCUCAUUAUUGCUGCGCUUUUCGCUCUUUCUCCGGCAGAUGGAUCUGAGCCCAUGAGUGUGGUAUCUACAGCUCCAUUCUACUCGUCUUACCCGGUGAUGAGUACAUACCUCAAGUCGGGACUGUUCAACUGGGCCGGAGAUGCGAGAAGCUUCAACAAGGAAGGACCCUACAUUGAGUUCAUCACAUCUCCGAAUAACCCCGACGGGUUUUUCAGGUCCUCCACCGUGAAUCGAACCGGAGGUAUGUUGGUGCAUGAUUUGGCCUACUACUGGCCACAAUAUACACCCAUUUCCUUACCGGCAGACCAUGAUCUGUCAUUGUUCACCUUCAGCAAAGCCAAUGGUCAUGCUGGGACGCGCAUUGGGUGGGCUCUGGUGAAGGACGAAGAAGUUGCCAAGAGAAUGAUCAAGUUCAUAGAGCUAAACACCAUUGGCGUGUCCAGGGAUUCACAGCUCCGAGCUGCCAAGAUCUUGGAAGUGAUGACCAACACCAGUGUUGACAGCUCAGGUGAAUCCUUCUUCGACAUAAGCCACCACCUCAUGGCAGAGAGGUGGCGGCUGCUCCGAGCGGCGGUGAACAAUAGCAGAAGGUUUAGUCUGCCUGAAUUUGCACCGGGGUUCUGCCAUUUCUUUCAAAAGGAGACAAUGCCUCAACCUGCCUUCGCAUGGCUUAAGUGUGAGGACGAUGAAGUGGAGGAUUGUGAAAGCUUCCUCAGAGGGCAGAAGAUUUUGACCCGGGGAGGAAGUAAAUUUGGGGUUAGCGCAAAAUAUGUUCGAAUAAGUAUGGUGGAUAAGGAUAUCAACUUCAGUUUGUUUCUGAAGCGUUUGUCCAAGCUCCAGUAA
Molecule: messenger RNA, 1278 nt
Organism: Fragaria vesca subsp. vesca
Lineage: Eukaryota; Viridiplantae; Streptophyta; Magnoliopsida; Rosales; Rosaceae
Product: tryptophan aminotransferase-related protein 2-like
Exons: 5
Coding region: 1-1278 (425 amino acids)
Biological process (GO): amino acid metabolic process
Molecular function (GO): transaminase activity; carbon-sulfur lyase activity
Source: RefSeq, a predicted model, not a curated record